AUGUGCUCUUUGUCGUUGCUGCAAGUGCAAAGUAUUGAAACUUUUGCACUUGCAACUAUGCACAUUGUUGGAUUGGCUUACUGUGUAUUCAUUGUGGUCUCGUUUUAUGUUUAUGUACCAAAAAUUGAAAAAUUCUUGAUGAAAUUGUGCGAAACGGUCUCUGAAGAUGACGAUGCUCAGACAUUUAUUGACGAAGCUAGUGUAAAAGCAUUGAAAGUUACGAAAUUAGUGCUGUUUUGUGAAAUUUUAGCUGCUAAUUUCGCAUCGUCUGUAAUUCCUUUGGCUUUUGGUUGCUUACCAUUUCCAAUGUGGACACCAGACUGGGCUAACUCAACAGUUAUCUUUGGCAUUUACUGGAUCAUCGAGUGGUUAACUUUUAAUUAUGUCUGUCAAGUUGUAAACAUUUUCUUCUUUAGUUUUGCAAUCUUGGUAAUAAUCAACGGAUAUGGAAAGUUCUUGAAUGUUCGACUGAGCAUGCUUGUGUCAACGAAAAACCAUGAUGGAUAUAAAGACCUCGUCAAGUGCAUUGUUGCUCAUCAGAAGUUCAAAAAAAUGAUUGAUGACUUCAAGGAAAUUUGGGGUGCAAUGAUUGGAAUAUUGUACAAAAUCAUUGUCAUCAUAAUCGGUACCUGCAUUUUUAACAUCACAAAAGGAGAACAUAAACUAACAUUUCGCGAGAAUUUAAUGUUCUACAUUUACAUUGCUGCUAUGGUAUUGUAUAUUUAUGUUCCAUCAUAUUUUGGAGACAUGAUUUACUCAACUUCAUCACAAUUCUCAUACGAUCUGUUCUCAAGUGACUGGGUCGAUGCUGACAUGAAGCACAAGAAGGCAAUGAUAAUUGUCAUGGAAAAUAUGAAGCAAACAGUCAAGUUGAGCAUUCUCUUUUAUGACUCACUCAACUUGCAGUUAUUUCAGGAUGUAAAGAACUUGGUUUAUUUUUGA
Molecule: messenger RNA, 942 nt
Organism: Chironomus riparius
Lineage: Eukaryota; Metazoa; Arthropoda; Insecta; Diptera; Chironomidae
Source: the annotation of a GenBank genome assembly